Messenger RNA from Diversispora eburnea, 144 nucleotides. NCBI's taxonomy places the organism in Eukaryota, Fungi, Glomeromycota, Glomeromycetes, Diversisporales, Diversisporaceae. The record is from the annotation of a GenBank genome assembly.
AUGGCCAAAGAAAAGACUACAAAGAGAUCUGGCACAGUCAAAGCUGAAAACCCAAACGUACGUCAUAAAGAUGCAUUCAAAAUAGUGGCUCAACGUUGGAAAGAUUCAACUGAAAAUCCAAAGAAUCAAGUUCAAGCCAAGUAA